Messenger RNA from Colletotrichum abscissum, 182 nucleotides. RefSeq lists its product as uncharacterized. The record is from RefSeq and is a predicted model, not a curated record. The transcript has a single exon. The annotation marks the transcript as partial. Lineage: Eukaryota; Fungi; Ascomycota; Sordariomycetes; Glomerellales; Glomerellaceae.
AACUGCUGCUGGGCCCUGUGGGUCCCGUCGCUGACCGAGCGAAGGCAAGACGAGAAUCGGAGACGGGUCUGUACGGCACGGGAGGUUCUCAAGCGACAUGCGAGGACAUGGAUGCGUGUGUUUGCCAAACGCAGGGCAUGGCUCCGGGAGUUGAGUACGUGCAACUGAGUCAAGACGCGUAA